AUGAGCCGAGUACUGUAUUCGUUAGCCUUUUUCGCGUUCACAUUCGCUUUACCAAAAUUAAGCGAAAAGAGAAUGUCCGAAUUCUCGUCUCCACCAAAUAACACUCCCGUUGGUCGAGUGUUUGUCUUCGGCAAACCGAUCUACGUUCGUCAACCAUUCGUCCAACCACUCAGAAAUGCUCCAUUGAAACGCCAAGCCUAUGGUGGAAACGACUACGCUCCAGCUCCAGCUCCAGCUCCACAAGACUAUGCUCCGGCUCCAACUGGUUACGAAGAGCCAGCUCCUCCAACACCCAAAUACCCACUUCCACAAUGCUACACAAAUGCUGCCGGUUACAUGUGCUGCAAUAAGGAACUCGAAAAAGUGAUUGAUGAUGUGUACAACGAUUUGAACCAAGGAGAAUGGAAAAAUUGUAAUACACAAAAGAUUGCGAAUUCAUUGCAAGAGAAAUGUCAAGAGAAAUUCGGCACCGAUUUCGAGACAAUCACUGGAGUCGGCGAUUUCGCAUCGAAAGCUCAUUUCUAUUCGGAUUUGAUCUGCAAAACCGAGAAAGACGGACGUGUUGUCUUGGCCUAUGCUACUCCAAAUCGUCACAACAAGCCUCCACCCGCACCCCCAGCCGCUUACAAUGAAGAGCCGGCCCCACCACCAGCUCCCGCCGCUCCAGCCGCUCCAGCCGGUCCAUACUUCACUGUGAGAAUC
Messenger RNA from Mesorhabditis belari, 702 nucleotides. Lineage: Eukaryota; Metazoa; Nematoda; Chromadorea; Rhabditida; Rhabditidae. The record is from the annotation of a GenBank genome assembly.